AUGAGCAGCAAGGUCGCGGCAGCCACCCCGGCCCCCUCGCCGCCUGCCUCCCUGGCCCACCCAUGCCCCACGCUGGGCGAAGCCUGCUUGCCGGAGGAGCAGGAGGCCGUGACCACCUUCUGCAUGCUGAUCCCCAAGAUUCCCCAGUGGAAGUUCUCCAGCGCCUCCGGCUUCCUGAGCCGCAGCCCUUCCAGCGCCAGCAAGGACCUGUCAUCCCCGGCUAAACCCGGGGGCCCUGGAGAGGCAGAAGGUUCCUCCUCCGGCCUGGCUGCUGUCCUGAGCGCCUGUGAGCCUGUCUGCCACUCUCCUUGUUCUCUGCAGGUGAUGAACCGGUUCCGAGGAGGGGGAGGGAGAAAGGCUGCUCGGGUCGAGGGGGUCAAACUGGCCGGAGAGGAAUGGAACCGGAAAGGUAGCUUCAUCAAUAAACCGGCGCAGGGCUGGCUCCAUCCGGACGAACGGGUCCUGGGACCAGGUGUCUCCUACAUCGUCAGGUACAUGGGCUGCAUUGAAGUGCUGCGCUCCAUGAGAUCUCUUGACUUUAACACCCGGACGCAGGUUACCAGGGAAGCCAUCAACAGACUGUAUGAGGCGGUGCCUGGGGUCAAAGGGGCCUGGAAGAAGAAGGCACCCAACAAAGCCCUUUUCUCCAUCCUGGGCAAGAACAACCUGCACUUUGCUGGCAUGAGCAUCACUGUCAACAUCUCCAUCGACGGGCUCAACCUCAUGAUCCCCACCACCCGGCAGAUCAUUGCCAACCACCACAUGCAGUCCAUCUCCUUCGCCUCGGGGGGCGACACGGACAUGACAGACUACGUGGCCUAUGUGGCAAAGGAUCCCAUUAACCAAAGAGCCUGCCACAUCCUGGAGUGCUGUGACGGGCUGGCUCAGAGCAUCAUCAACACGGUGGGACAGGCCUUCGAGCUGCGCUUCAAGCAGUAUCUGCACAGCCCCCCCAAGGUGGUGGUGCCACCGGACAGGGUAAUGGGGACUGAGGAAUCCGCGUGGGGCGAUGAAGAGGAGACGGCUGAACACGAUUAUUACAACAGCAUCCCAGGGAAGGAGCCUCCUCUAGGGGGACUCAUCGACUCUCGGCUCAGGCACACGACGUUGCUGGGCCACGUGCCCUCCCAGCCCUCCUGCGCCGGUCACUUCAGCCAGGUUGGAUUUCCUGCCAGAAGAGACCAGAACAGCCACCUGGGCUCCCACUGGGACGGCGACGCUCCCGGCCAGUCCUGCGACGGCUACCUCCAGGCAGACAGCCAGCCCCUCGGAUGCCGUGACUACGAGGAGCACAUGUACGUCAACACGCAGUGCCUGGACGGCUGGGAGCACGAGGCAAGCCCCCCCAAGGAUCUCUUUGACAUGAGGCCCUUCGAAGACGCCCUAAAGCUGCACGAGUCCACGGUGGCUGGUGGGGCCAGCCCUCCCCUUGAGGACCAGUGGCCCAGCCCGCCUACCCGGAAGGCUCCCAUCGCCCCCACGGAAGAGCAGCUGAAGCGGGAGCCUUGGUACCACGGGAAGAUGAGCCGGCGAGACGCUGAGAAGCUACUGCAGAUGGACGGGGACUUCCUGGUGAGGGACAGCAUCACCAACCCCGGGCAGUACGUCCUGACGGGCAUGAACAGCGGGCAGCCCAAGCACCUACUGCUGGUGGAUCCCGAGGGCGUGGUGAGGACCAAGGACGUCCUGUUCGAGAGCAUCAGCCACCUGAUCAACUACCACCUGCAGAACGAGCAGCCCAUUGUGGCAGCGGAGAGCGAGCUGCACCUGAGGCAGGUGGUGAAGAGGAAGCAGUGAUGGCUGGCUGCAGGCUGCUGCCACAACCCACGCCGACUUUUUCACUCUUCCUCCUAGCCUGAGAUGGAGGUGAUGUAUUUAUUCUACACGUGCCGAUGAAACUCCGACUGGGACGUUAGCACGGCUCUCCCCACCAUCCCUACCAAGGAGCCCGGAUGACACAAAUGGAGCUCAGCUCUUUGCCGUGUACAUCCCACCAGGAGCACACAUACAACAGAUCAAACCUACCCCCAACUUCUUAGACUAGUAGUUAAUUAAACCAAAUGAAUUGUGAGCAGGGAGCUGUGCUCGGGAGCUGCUUGUAUCCCCGCCUGGGCGCGGACUGUGGUCUACUGCCUAAGUGCGGCGCUGGGUGCCAGGACUCCUGAGCUCUUUGCCUCCACCUCUGCUGCUGACUGGCUGGGUGACCUUGGGCAAGUUGCUUCGCCGCUCUGUGCCUCAGUUUCCCCAUCUGUAAAAUGGGGAGGAUGAUACUGACCUACCUACCUACCUACCUCGCAGGGGGUGCUGCGGGGAGGAGUUAGCUAAAGCUGGUGUGGCCUUCUGAGUGCUAAAUAGCAUCCAGCUCAGCGGUUAGGUUUAGUUGCUGCUAGAGACCAUCAGAGGGGUAGGGAACCCCCUUUGGAGGUAUAAUUGGGUGUGUCGGGAGGUGUCAGAAGCACAAGGCCCCAUUCCCAUCUGCAAGGAGAAUAGGAGCCUCUUCCCCAUCUCACAAAACCUCCCAAGCCAACCCAUUACGGUAACAGCUGCUUAGACUCCACUUUACAGCCAUGAGGGGACAAUCUUGUAAUUACGUUAUCUGACUGAGAUGGCCCAUCAUUAGGGAAACAAUGUCAGACCUUAUCAGCACUCUGCUUAUUGAAUCAGGACCAGAAGACAGAGGUUUGGACUUUGGAAGAGAGGACAAAAGCGACACAAAUGAGGGUUUGGCCGUCCCAUUGCUGGGACGAAUCUCUCCUUCUGCACAGAUACCCAGGGGGUGACUUGGUGUCCACUUGGCUUCUGUCAUGCUUCAGAGCCUCAGCCAGGCUCCUAGUACCUAGCCCGGGUCAUGGCACUGCCCUUCCGCUCUGGCUGGGGUAGCCAGGUGCCUGCUUCCUUUGGAUGGUGGAAGAUGGGACCUUCCCCAGAGCCUAAGCUUUGGAGACUCACCAAGCACCAGCUCCUCCUAGGCCACCUGCUCCCAAGUGGCAUCACCUCAGGAGAUGCCAGAGUCCUCUUCCAGCAGGGGUCCCUACUCUUUGGAAGCUCCUAUCUCCUCCAGUCCCACCCCAGAAUGGAAAGGUACCUUCUCCAGCAAGGUGGGUCUUGCUCUUCUCAGGCACACAGGUCUGAUUUUACAGGUUACCCGGCACUGAGCAUCCAUCAGCUGGGACCCACGGUGAGAUGUCCACUGAACGGCUGUAGCCUUUUAAAGGCUACGCAGCAAUUGUCUCUCCAGCGCGCCGGCUUCGGGGGAGCA
This is a messenger RNA of Gopherus flavomarginatus (Mexican gopher tortoise), 3259 nucleotides long. It is a transcript of the gene SHC2, whose product is annotated as SHC adaptor protein 2. The transcript has 13 exons. Lineage: Eukaryota; Metazoa; Chordata; Testudines; Testudinidae. The record is from RefSeq and is a predicted model, not a curated record. Gene Ontology annotation, molecular function: receptor tyrosine kinase binding. Gene Ontology annotation, biological process: intracellular signal transduction; cell surface receptor protein tyrosine kinase signaling pathway. Gene Ontology annotation, cellular component: plasma membrane. Bases 1 to 1797 code for a protein of 598 amino acids.